CGAUGGUGUUGGGAAGCAAGUGUUCCUGCAGCCCUUGCAUCUCCCCAAACCGCUCCGCUCCUCUCGUUCUUUGUACAUUUUUCGAACAUGCCUCCUGUCAGGAAUGGUACCAUCUACUAUGUCAAGCAGCCUACGGACAAGAUAAUUCCUGGCGAGACGGUCAAGUACGUCGAGGAAGAAAUCGACCUAGACAAUGUCCCCCUUAAUGGUGGUAUCCUGCUCAAGAUCGUCGCAGUGAGCAGUGACCCAUACAUGCGCUACCGGAUGCGUGAGCCAGAGAGCAGUCUCGCCGCAUUCUGUCCACCUCUCCAGCUUAACAAGCCUGUCGACAACUUCGGUGUUGCUACUGUCAUCCGUAGUGAGGAUCCCGACUUCAAGCCUGGUGAUUUUCUCGACGGAUUCUUCAACUUCCAGGAGUAUUCCCUCUGGCCGCCUCCCCCUGAUCAGAAACACUUUUUGAGGUACAUCCAAAAGAUCGACCGCCCAGCUUCCAUCCCCGCUUCUGCCUAUACCGGCACCCUCGGACUUGCUGGAAAAACUGCGUACGUCGGGUUCGAUACCUUCGCCAAGGAAAAGUGCAAGCAGAGCAAGACCCUUUUCGUCUCUGGCGCUGCUGGUCCUCUUGGAACCUUCGUUUGCGAGUACGCGAAGAUUUGCAACCCCAACAUCAAGGUUAUUGGCUCUGCUGGUUCGCCCGAAAAGAUCAAGAUCCUGAAGGAGAUUGGUGUCGAUGUGGCAAUCAAUUACAAGGAAGAGGACAUCGAGAAGGUCCUCAAGGAACACGGACCCAUUGACAUUUAUUGGGACAACGUGGCUGGCCCCACUCUCGAUGCCGCUCUAGUCAACAUGAGCUCCCAGGGCCUGAUCAUUGCUUGCGGUGCCAUUAGCGCAGCCAACAGCAAUGGCCAGGGAAGCACUGUCAAGCACUUCGAGGAGAUCUUCGAGCGCAGCUUGGUUAUCCACGGCUUCACCGUCGGCACUGGCCCAUCAGCAGCAGCCCUACCCAAGUUCUACGAAGCUGUCACUCCGCUCGUCCUCCAGGGCAAGAUCACCAACCGUGAGCACCGCUUCUCUCUCAAGGAGGCUGGCGCGGCCCUUGCGUCUGUCCACCACGGCACGAAUAUCGGCAAGGCAGUCAUCGUCAUAUCGAAUGAUGUGUAGACCAUCUCAGAGGAUCACAGGGAUUGUAGCAUUAGAAUAGAUGACGAGAAAUCCUGGAUUGCGUUGCGUUUGGAAUUGUACAGUAUUGGAAUGUAAGCUGGUAUUUUGGCG
This is a messenger RNA of Phanerochaete carnosa HHB-10118-sp, 1272 nucleotides long. RefSeq lists its product as uncharacterized. The transcript is spliced from 6 exons. Bases 88 to 1161 code for a protein of 357 amino acids. NCBI's taxonomy places the organism in Eukaryota, Fungi, Basidiomycota, Agaricomycetes, Polyporales, Phanerochaetaceae. The record is from RefSeq and is a predicted model, not a curated record. Gene Ontology annotation, molecular function: oxidoreductase activity, acting on the CH-CH group of donors, NAD or NADP as acceptor.